AUGGGAAUUGCCAUUAUUCUCUUCCUCGUUUUUGCCGGAAUUGAGAAGGCCCCUCUUUACGGAUACAAAGGAAGCUACCCUGCUGAUGGUCCAGUCAAAACAUAUGCCUUUCCUCUACCGGGAACCACCUGGGUUGCAUGUAUGAAUGCUGUGUUGAACAUCACUUUCCUUUGGGUGCCUCAGAUCCUGUUCCCGACUUUCAUCGCCGAAAUGGAAAAGCCGCAAGACUUCCCGAAAGCCUUGGCUGUCUUGACCGCGAUUUCUGCAAUUUUGUUCAUCGUGCCUCCUGCCAUCGGAUUCCGAUACCUGGGACAGUACUCCACGGCACCAGCAUUCGGUAGUUUGGGAGUGGUAUCGUACAAGAAAGCUUCUUUCGGAUUCGUGAUCGUCCCAACCUUGAUCAUCGGCGUGAUCUACGCAAACGUGACGGCGAAGUUCAUCUACACCUGGGUGUUGGGCAAGUCACGACACACGCACAGUCACACCGUGAUUGGAUGGGGUGUUUGGGUCGCCAUCAUGGUGGGCAUUUACCUGCUCGCAUACAUCUUCUCCGAGGUUAUUCCCAGCAUGGGUGAUUUCCUUUCUUUGUUGAGUGCGACGUUUGAUUCCUUCUUCGGAUUCAUUUAUUUUGCAAUCGCCUACUGGCAGCUCAACCGUGGCUCAUUAUUUAGCGGCCUGGGAAGAAGUGUCAACACCGUGUUCAACAUUUUCAUCUUCAUCGUUGGACUCUUUGUACUGGGCCCUGGACUUUAUGCGGCUGUUGAGGCUAUCAUUGCCGAUUAUUCCGGCUCCACCACACCAGCCUUUACAUGUGCUAACAUGGCCAUCUGA
Messenger RNA from Penicillium salamii, 831 nucleotides. The record is from the annotation of a GenBank genome assembly. NCBI's taxonomy places the organism in Eukaryota, Fungi, Ascomycota, Eurotiomycetes, Eurotiales, Aspergillaceae.